This is a messenger RNA of Cynara cardunculus var. scolymus (artichoke), 844 nucleotides long. Its product is annotated as protein DMP3-like. NCBI's taxonomy places the organism in Eukaryota, Viridiplantae, Streptophyta, Magnoliopsida, Asterales, Asteraceae. Gene Ontology annotation, biological process: endomembrane system organization. The record is from RefSeq and is a predicted model, not a curated record. The coding region runs from base 1 to 618 and encodes 205 amino acids. The transcript has a single exon.
AUGUCUUUAAGAGCCAAGCAACCCGCCACCAAUGACGAUGACGCCACCACCCCGGAACCACCACCACCAUCCGCCUCCCAACGAGCAAUCUCUCAGACACUAACGACCACCGCUAAUCUAGCCAAACUCCUCCCAACCGGCACCCUCUUGGCCUUCCAACUCCUUACCCCCAUCUUCACCAACAACGGCUCCUGCGACUCUGCCACCCGCCCCUUAACCGCCAUCCUCCUCCUCCUCUUAGCCACCUCCGCCUUCCUUUCCUGUUUCACCGAUAGUUUCAAGUCAGCCGAUGGCCAGCUCUACUACGGAUUCGCAACUUUAAAAGGGAUGUGGCUCUUUGAUUACUACGAUCCGAAGAAUGUCGUUGAUUUAAGAAAGUACCGGCUGAGGCUUAUCGAUUGGGUGCACGCAGUCCUCACGGUACUGGUUCUCGCAGCAGUGGCAUUGAGGGAUCGGAAUGUGGUCAGUUGCUUCUAUCCUACGCCCGACCAUGAAGCUCAGGAGGUUUUGGACAUCAUUCCUAUCGGCAUCGGUCUCAUUUGCAGCAUGUUAUUCGUUGUUUUUCCCACCCGACGGCACGGGAUCGGCCACCCGGCUACCCAUGAUAACACCGAUUGAUCGAUCUUUGAAAUCUAUGCACAAAAAGACAAGGUUUUUGCUACCAUUUCCUGUCACUUGUAACUAGCCAUCGUAUAUGUAUGUGUGUAUGUGUAUAUAUAUAUAUGUGCAUGUUUAUGAACAUUAUUUACAAGAUCUCUUUGUUUUUUUGUUUUGCACAACAAAAUUAAACAAACCCACAAAAUUCUAAGGUAAGAUUUUAGGGUAAAAAGUGCACAAACGUUUA